Messenger RNA from Colletotrichum acutatum, 744 nucleotides. Its product is annotated as yippee zinc-binding/DNA-binding /Mis18, centromere assembly-domain-containing protein. The transcript has 4 exons. Bases 1 to 744 code for a protein of 247 amino acids. Lineage: Eukaryota; Fungi; Ascomycota; Sordariomycetes; Glomerellales; Glomerellaceae. The record is from RefSeq and is a predicted model, not a curated record.
AUGGCGCCCAAUAUCGUCGUCUCCCGUCCCACAUUCCCAACCUACCUCCUCCCAAGCUUCAACAUCAUCCCCUUCCGCCGCCGCCGCGCCCCGCGCCGGACCUCGUCCGCGUCAGAAGCAGCAGCAGAAAUAGAAACAGCUUCAACGUCCCCGGACUCAACCCCGGACGCAAGCCAAAACAACAGAAACAACAAAGCAACCUCCUUGGCGCGCACCCAACCAGACACCCUCCGCUGCUCAACCUGCUCCUGCGACAUCGCCUUCGCCUCCCAAAUCGUAAGCAAAGGCUUCACGGGCCGCUACGGCCGCGCCUACCUCAUCGCGCCGACCGGCAGCCUCGCCAACGUCCGCAUAGGAAAAUGCGAAAACCGCCAGCUCGUCACGGGCUGGCACGUCGUCGCGGAUAUCACCUGCGUCCUCUGCAGCGCGAAGCUCGGGUGGAAAUACGUCGACGCCAAAGAGCUCAGCCAAAAGUACAAGGUCGGCAAGUUCAUCCUCGAGGUCGAGCGCGUGGUGCCGUUUCGCAGCUGGGAGGACGAUGGUGCAGACCGGAAUGGCGACGAUAGCGGCGGCGACGACAGUGCCGCCCAGACCGCUCGCAAGGGCGCGUCUGACAGCGAUGUUGAAGUUGUGUUUGAUUCCGAGGACGAGGAUGACCUCGAGGAUAUGUUCUCUGGAAAUUGGGACCCGGAGGUUGUGGCGAAGAGACGGAGCCGCCGAGUGGCAACGGCGCGGAAGAAGUAG